Messenger RNA from Emiliania huxleyi CCMP1516, 849 nucleotides. RefSeq lists its product as hypothetical. Lineage: Eukaryota; Haptophyta; Isochrysidales; Noelaerhabdaceae. Gene Ontology annotation, biological process: proteolysis. The transcript is spliced from 3 exons. Gene Ontology annotation, molecular function: serine-type endopeptidase activity. The coding region runs from base 1 to 849 and encodes 282 amino acids. The record is from RefSeq and is a predicted model, not a curated record.
AUGGGCGCCAGGCUACUGAGAUCAGACGCCUCGCAUGGGGAGUUUCCAUUUUUGGUGUCCUUGCGUCGCCCCUUUGUCGGAUAUCCCGGUGAGCAUCACUGCUGCGGCGGGACCCUCCUCUCGCCCUGCUGGGUCGUCACCGCUGCUCACUGCACCACCGCCGUAACAACAGUGGUGGCGGGACUGCACAAGCGAAACGGGAACAGCUGGUUUACUCCAUCAGAGACGGAGCACGCGGUGAUUGAUUGGAUUCAGCACCCGGAUUGGGAUCCCGACAAUCUUCUCCCCUCAAAAAAUGAAGCCGACAUCAUGCUGCUAAAGCUUGGGAACUGCGUGACGACGACGUCGGAGGCCGCACCCGUCGACGCCCUCGACGGACCGGGCUACACGGACCUGCAGGUUCCUGGAAGGUUGCUGCAGGUCGCUGGCUGGGGGCUCCUCUCCAGCAGGGGGGAGCUUGAAGGCUCGGCUGCGGACGUGCUCCAGAAGGCCAUCGUCCCCGUGGUCAGUCGCUCAGCCUGCCGCUCUGCAUACGAGGGCGUCGACGGGUGCAGUGGCGGCUCCUGUGUGACGCUCAACAUGCUAUGCGCGGGGUAUGACGAGGGCGGGAUCGGCUCAUGCGAUGGCGACUCAGGCCGCCCGCUCUUCCAUCAAGAUCCCCAAGAGGGGUACGUGCUAGUCGGUAUCGUCAGCUUUGGAACCACCGCUGGGUGUGCCGUGCCCGGUGUCCCGGGGGUCUACACACGCGUGGCCUCGUAUGUCAACUGGAUAGAGAACAACGCCCCUUACGACGGCCUCGCAUACGCAUUGAACCCUCGAUCAGUGCCUACGCUGCGAGUGGAGUUGUGA